UAUGUAAUUCAUUCAUACCCGCAUUUCUAGUUUAGAGAUUCUACAGAUAAUAAGAUCUGUUUUUGUUUCUCCCCAAAUUUCUAUAAACCCUAACCCUAGAUCUCUCUUAUGGCUACUGAAGAACCAGUUGUAGCAAUUGAGCCUGUUAAUGAACCGGCUAUGGAAACUGAACCGGCCAAUGAAGAGAAACCGGUUGCCGAAUCUGAUCAACCAAAGAAAACGAAGGAAACCAAGGCUAAAAAACCGGCUGCGAAGAAGAAAAAUGCCCCCACUCAUCCUCCUUACUUUGAGAUGAUUCAGGAAGCGAUUGUGACAUUGAAGGAUAGAACUGGAUCGAGUCAGUAUGCGAUACAAAAGUUCAUUGAGGACAAACAGAAGAAUCUUCCAUCAAAUUUUAGGAAAUUGUUGCUUGGUCAAUUGAAGAAACUUGUUGCUUCUGGUAAACUUGUUAAGAUCAAGAGUUCCUAUAAGCUUCCUUCAAAAUCUGCAGCUCCAAAAGCCGAUGCUCCAAAGAAGAAACCGGCUGCUGCCAAAGCUAAGCCUAAAGCAGCAACCAAGGCUAAGUCGAAGCCAAAGCCAAAGCCAAAAGCUGCUCCAAAGGCUAAACCUGCUGCAAAGGCUAAAGCCAAGCCUGCUGCCAAAGCUAAACCUGCUGCAAAGCCUAAGGCUGCUGUUGUAGCAAAGCCGAAAGCUAAAACCCCUGUGAAAGCUAAACCUGCUGCAAAGCCGAAAGCUGCUGAGAAGAAGCCAGCUAAGGUUGCCAGAACAUCUACAAGGUCUACUCCAUCAAGGAAAGUGGCACCGAAGCCAGCUGCUAAAAAAGCUCCAGUGAAGAAGGCGGCUCCGGCGAAGAAGGAAAAGCCAGCUAAGGUAGCCAGGACAUCUACAAGGUCGACUCCGUCAAGGAAGGCGGCUCCGGCGAAAAAGGCGGCUCCGGCUAAGAAGGCGGCUCCGGCGAAGUCACCGGCGAAGAAGGCAUCUGCUAGAAAGGCAAGGAAGUGAAAGAGUUUAGGAGAGGGGUAGAUUUGUAAAUUUUCCUGGAUCUUUUUUGUGGGCGGUUUGUAUGUUACGCCCAAUACAGAGAUGUUUUUAAUUUCCAGUUGUUUAGUUGAAUUUUCUGUGCCCUAUUAUUAGUCUUUUGUUCACGUUAAUUUUUCUACCUUUUUCUUUUAUGUUGUAGCUCUGGCCAAAUAUAAUUCUCAGUAAGAUUAGUUCGAUCCUUGGUAACCAUUAACAAA
This is a messenger RNA of Lycium barbarum (goji berry), 1238 nucleotides long. Its product is annotated as histone H1-like. Bases 109 to 1002 code for a protein of 297 amino acids. The transcript is spliced from 2 exons. The record is from RefSeq and is a predicted model, not a curated record. Gene Ontology annotation, cellular component: nucleus; nucleosome. Gene Ontology annotation, molecular function: structural constituent of chromatin; double-stranded DNA binding; nucleosomal DNA binding. NCBI's taxonomy places the organism in Eukaryota, Viridiplantae, Streptophyta, Magnoliopsida, Solanales, Solanaceae. Gene Ontology annotation, biological process: nucleosome assembly; chromosome condensation; negative regulation of DNA recombination.